CAUAGUACAUAUCUGGAAUUGUACGGUAAUAUUAUUAGGAAAUUAAUUAUCUUAUAACAGUUAAAAUUAAAGGCGCUGCCCGCUCGUUAAUUCAAUCUUACGGCGAUUAAGUUAUAAAAUGACGGGACGUAUACCCUACAGAAGGCGUUUAUUUGACUACGAUCACUGAUAAGGGUUGAGGUCAGCUACAGUACAGUUAUACUUAUCACGUCCAUGUGUUAUCACAUGACAUUAACGCUCCUGUUAUGUCGUUGUUAUCGCAAUUGCCAUGAUACCGUGCGUCAAGAAGAUACUCGUAAACGGCGCCGGUCAUUGUGUUCCUUUUCUUCGUAAUUAUUAGACGUCAGAAUGUCUACUGCAGGAAAAAUAAUAAAAUGCACGGCUGCUGUCGCUUGGGAGGCUGGUAAACCACUCUGUAUCGAAGAAAUAGAAGUCUAUCCUCCAAAAGCUGGAGAGGUCCGCGUUAAGAUCGUCGCAACUGGAGUUUGUCAUACCGACGCUUAUACCCUGUCUGGAAAAGACCCCGAAGGUGUAUUUCCUGUCAUCCUAGGACACGAAGGCGGCGGCAUAGUUGAAAGUGUCGGGCCAGGCGUUACGACUGUGAAACCAGGUGAUCAUGUGAUUCCUUUAUAUAUCCCCCAAUGCAAGACCUGCAAAUUCUGUCUCAAUCCUAAAACUAACCUAUGCCAGAAAGUAAGAAUUACUCAGGGACAAGGCGUUAUGCCUGAUAGCACUAAGCGAUUCCGCUGUAAAGGCAAGGAUCUUUACCACUUCAUGGGGUGUUCGACAUUCAGUGAAUACACAGUUGUCCUGGAAAUAUCCCUUUGCAAAGUGGAUAUUGCUGCACCUUUGGACAAGGUCUGUCUGCUAGGUUGUGGUGUGCCAACAGGUUACGGUGCUGCUUUGAACACAGCUCGAGUGGAAUCUGACAGUAACUGUGCUAUUUUCGGGCUCGGAGCGGUCGGUCUUGCAGUUGCUUUGGGGUGCAAAGCAGCUGGCGCUAAGCGUAUUAUCGGAGUAGAUCUUAACCCAGCUAAAUUUGAAGUCGCCAAGAAGUUCGGUGUGAAUGAGUUUGUUAACCCAAAAGAUUAUGAUAAGCCCAUACAACAGGUGCUUGUUGAUUUGACUGAUGGUGGAUUGGAUUACACCUUUGAGUGCAUCGGUAACGUGAACACCAUGCGUGCUGCGUUGGAGGCAUGUCAUAAGGGUUGGGGAACAUCUGUAAUAAUUGGAGUGGCGGCUGCCGCAGAGGAGAUAAGUACUCGCCCGUUCCAGUUGGUGACUGGUCGCACAUGGAAAGGAACAGCUUUUGGCGGAUAUAAAAGUCGUGAUAACGUGCCCAAACUCGUCGAUGAGUACCUUAAUAAGAGGUUGUUGUUGGAUGAGUUUGUUACUCAUAAUGUUCAGUUGAAAGACAUCAAUGAAGCAUUCCAUUUGAUGCAUACCGGCCAGUCUAUUCGUGCUAUCAUUCACUUAUAACUUACAAUGCGUUGCGUUGUUGCCAUGCGUUUAAAGUGCAUGUAUGAUAGUACUUUCUGUUUUGGUUUUGUAUAAACAAGGCACUAGCCUUCUGUGUUGACCAGGCAUGACGAUACGACAUUAUACCUCGUUUUGGGUUGCGUAUAAUUAAAUUUUGGCUAUAAUUUUGUUUCGAAAAUUUAUAAUCGGUUUAGGAUGCUAGGUUCUACUACUUUAAAUGGUGUGAUUUUAUUAUUUUACGAAUUAUUGUAAAUUUUUUUAAGUCUCAAUGCUGAUGGAAAUAAAAAAAAUAAAAUUAUUUUGUUGUUAAACAUUGUAAUAUACCUGCUCGUAUAAAAAUAUUGAUGUAAAUAAUGUACUAAUAAUGUUUAAUGAUGUAAAUGUAAAUUGUGUUUUUGUGUACAAAUCACUUUACAAUAUCAAUCAAUUGUAAAUGUUUUUAAAAAUCCCUUGUACUUUGGG
Hyposmocoma kahamanoa is the source of this 1941-nucleotide messenger RNA. RefSeq names its product alcohol dehydrogenase class-3-like. The coding region runs from base 349 to 1479 and encodes 376 amino acids. Gene Ontology annotation, biological process: formaldehyde catabolic process. The record is from RefSeq and is a predicted model, not a curated record. Gene Ontology annotation, cellular component: cytosol. The transcript has a single exon. NCBI's taxonomy places the organism in Eukaryota, Metazoa, Arthropoda, Insecta, Lepidoptera, Cosmopterigidae. Gene Ontology annotation, molecular function: S-(hydroxymethyl)glutathione dehydrogenase [NAD(P)+] activity; zinc ion binding.